Messenger RNA from Leptopilina heterotoma, 4928 nucleotides. RefSeq lists its product as uncharacterized. The record is from RefSeq and is a predicted model, not a curated record. The coding region runs from base 152 to 4882 and encodes 1576 amino acids. Gene Ontology annotation, biological process: regulation of transcription by RNA polymerase II. The transcript has 2 exons. Gene Ontology annotation, molecular function: DNA-binding transcription factor activity; RNA polymerase II cis-regulatory region sequence-specific DNA binding. NCBI's taxonomy places the organism in Eukaryota, Metazoa, Arthropoda, Insecta, Hymenoptera, Figitidae.
UUGUGUAUACAAAAUGUAAUUUAUGAGAGCACGUGGCUUUUAAAAUUUUGUUGUUUUAACAUUUUAUUAUUUAACUUGAAUGGUACUAGUUGAGAAAUUAUGGAUUUGUGAAUAUUGUUUUAAUUAUGAAAAAACAGUGAAGUGAUGAAAAAUGCUUAGAAGCUGCCAAGUGAUUUUAAGGGACGUAAAUAAUGUUCCGAAAUCAAAGCAGCUCCAAAAUUAUGAAGAGGAAUGUUUGGAGUUUUCCGGAGUGAAUAGUGAAAAACUGCCGGACAGAGUUUUGGAAGAAAGUUUCAAAGUUCCCGUAGUGAUCAUUGAAAAAUUACCAAAAGGAUUUGAAGGGGAAAAUUUAAAAUCUUCCCGUUUGAACAAAAUUUACGAAAAUUCUUUUAAAUUUCCGAUAGUUUGUCUCGAAAAAUUGCGAGAAGUACAUAAAGUAAAUAAUGCGAUCCAAGUGGAAAAUUGGAACGAGAAAUUCGAAUUUUUAAAAAUUCCUACGGUAGAAAUUGAAAAACUCUAUUGGUGUAAGCAAUGUCGAAGAAAUUUUAAAUCCAAUCGAGAAUUACAAGAUCACAUAGACACAGAAGAUAGAGAACAUUAUUUUGACAAAAAUGAAGAAGAAGAGGAAGAACAAGAAGAAGAAGAAGAAGAUGAAAAUGAUGAAAUUGACGUCUUAGAAAGUUCUUCAAAUUUUGACAGCGAUGAAGAAUUUUUCGAAUCUACGCAAUUUCAACGAAAUGCGUCUCAUGAUGAAGAGGAAAAAGAAAAUGAAAAAACAAACAAAGAAGAAGAAGAAGGAGAAGAAGAAGAAGAAGAAGGAGAAAAAGAGGAAGAAGAUGUAGAAAUAGAUAUUGAAGGAAGUUCAGAUGAAGAUUUUUCCGAAUCCUCUCAAAUUCAAAACAAAAGAUAUGAUUCAACUGAUUCCGUAUCUCCCAGUAAAACUGAAGUUCUAAGAGAACAAAACGAAAUUCAAACUAGUCAAGAAGAGGAAAUUGUCCCCGAAUCUUUGCAAUAUUGGAGAAAUAUUUGGAAUGAUCCUUUAUUAUACGAAAACGGCGAUAUUGAGGAAAUAGAAAUCAUUCAGAAUUCAAGUGAGGAAAGUUUUCCGACGUCGCCGCAAAAUCAAAUAAGUAUUUUGUACAAUCAUUUACAAUCACAGAAGGAAAAUGAUAAAGUCGAAAAUACAAACAAUUCCCCCAAUUCAUCACAAAAUUGGAGAAACAAUUCUGCAGAUCCUUUACAAUCGUUAAUUGAAAAUGAGAGUAAUGAAAAAAUAGAAAUUAGAAAACAGCAACGGGAGAAAAAUAUUUCCAACUCUCCACGAAGUCGAAAAAAUAUCAUAGAUCCUCUAGAAUCGUUGAUGGAAAAAGAGGAUAAUGAAGAAAAAAAGAGGAAAAGUCCAGGAGAGAUAACUAUUUCAAAUUCGCCACAAAGUCUACUUAGAGAUCCGUUUCCCUCUCUUAGUGAAAAUGAUAAUGAUGCUGAUGAAGAAGAAAAGGAAGAAACGUUUACAAAGGCGAAUUUUUCCAAUUCCCCACGAAAUCGACGAAAUAUUUUUAAAGAUCCUCUGCAAUCUCUGAUCGAAAAUGAAAAUAAUGAGGAAACGGAAAUUAGAAAACAGCGCGAAGACAAAUAUUCCAAUUCACCACAAAGUCGAUGGAAUAAUUUUAAAGAUCCUCUAGAAUCUCUUAUUGAAAAUGAAGAGAACGACGAAAUAGAAACUAGAAAACAGGGUGAAAAAGAAUUUGCCACUUCACCAGAAAGUCGAAGAAUUAAAUUUAAAGACCCUUUACAAUCCCUGAUUGAAAAUGAAGUGAAUGAAAUAAAAUUCAAAAAAAGUUCACGAGUUAAAAAUAUUCUAAACUCGCUACGAAGUCGUUUAAAAAAUUCCCCACUCUCUUUUAGUGAAAACGAAGAAGCAGAAAAUGAAGAAGACGAAGAAGAAGAAGAAACAUUUACGAACACUUCUCAAUCACGAAAUUGGCGAAAUAUUUUUAAGGAUCCUUUACAAGAUCUAAUUGAAAACGAAGACAACGAAUUAGAGGAAAUUAGAAAACUAAAUUCCAUUCCAUACUCGUUGCGAGAUCGAAAGAGUCGACCAAAAUAUUCCCAACUAUCUACUAGUGAAAAUGAAGAAGAAGAAGAAGGAAAGGAAAAAGGAGAAAGAGAAGAACCAAAAAUUAGAAAAAAGUCCCGAAGAAAUCCAAAUUUAAUUUCGCAAGAAAAUCGAGGACGUCUCGAAAAUUCCCGCAACUCUCUCAGUGAUAAUGAAGUUACUGACGAAAUGAAAAAUUCCCUCUACACUUGUGACAUGUGUUUAAUGGAAUUUAACGAAAAACAAUCACUAGAAACUCACGUUCUAAAGCAUUUAGACGAGAAAAUGUACAAUUGUGACAAGUGCGGAAAAAAAUUUGUCGAACCUUCAAUUUUGAAAAUUCACAUGGCUUUCCAUGCGAAUGACAACUAUUUUCGUGAUAGCAAUCUUAGAAUGAAAAUUGAUGACACCCGCUAUAAGUGUUAUAUUUGUGAUGUAAAUGUGAGUACAGAAAAAAUUUUAAACUCCCAUUUGCUCGGACAUUUGGGCGUUAAACCUUUCGAGUGUCACAUUUGCCUUCAGAGACUAACAACAAAGUCCUCUCUUCUCUCACAUUUGACAAUUCAUAACAACGAAAAACCCUUCUCUUGUGACAUUUGCUCGAAAUCAUUUCGUAGAUUGGACUACGUCAAGUUUCACAAAAGAAUACACAUGGUAAAAAGACCGUACGAAUGUCAAUUUUGCGACAGAACUUUCAGUUGUAGUUAUGAUUUGAAAAAUCAUAUGUUCUACCAUACGGGAAUAAAACUUUAUCAAUGCUUCCAUUGUAAUAAAGGUUUUUCAAGAAAGAAAAAUCUCUCCGAACAUUUAAUUUUUGCUCACCAAAAUGAAAUGCUGGAAAAUUGUAGACAAUCGAUUGCUAAUUAUUCAAAUUAUUCGUUUCAGAAAAGUGGUGUCGAUGAGAAUUUGGAGGAGACGAAUUUCAAUUUUUCAACUUCAAUGACAUUGGAUAAAAAUAUUGAUUCGGGAGUUCAAGAAGAAUAUUCUUCGAUGCCGAGGAAAAAAUUGAGAAUUAGUUGGAAUUCCGAAUUUAAUUUGAAACGAGGAUUGAAUUUUAUUUCGGAAAAUGAAUCAAAUAUUCAAAAGAGGCAGCAAAAGAACUUAGGAACGUCAAAUUGGAAUUUUGAAGGGGAUUUACGUGAAACGAUGAACAACAAUUUUGAAAAUGGUGCAAAUAAAAGUGUUACUUCAAAUAUUUUAGAGACGCCGAAGGAGAAAAUGGAAACAAAAAUGAAUUUUGAUUUUUUCAAAGUGAAUUAUUAUUCUGAAAGGGAAUCGAAUGAGAAUGUUGAUUCGAAUAUUCAGGAGACGCAAAAGAAGACAAUGGAAACAUCGAUAAUAAAUGUUAAUUCAAUUUCCGAAGUCGAGUUUUCCAAAGGGAAUUUUUAUCCUCGAGUGGAAUCAAAAGAAAAUGUUGAUUCGAACAUUCAAGAAGAGCCAAAGGAAACAAUGGAAGCAGCAAUAAUAAAUGUUAAUUCAAUUUCCGAAAUGGAGUUUUCCAAAGGGAAUUUUUCUUCUGAAAUAAAAUCAAUUGAAAAUGAUUCGAAUAUUCAAGAAGGACUUCGAGUACCAAGAAAGGAACAAAUGGAAACAUCGAUUAUAAAUGUUAAUUCAAUUUCCGAGCUGGAGUUUUCCAAAGGAAAUUUUUAUCCUCAAAUGGAAUCAAAUGAAAAUAUUGAUUCGAAUAUUCAAGAAGAGCCGAAGGAGAAAAUGGAAACAACAAAAAUAAGUGCAGAUUAUGAGGACGAAAUGGAGUUUUCCGAAGAAAAAUUUUCUUCUCAAAUGGAACCGAAAGAAAAUGUUGAUUCGAAUAUUCAAGAAGAGUCAAAGGAAAAAAUGGAAGUGGAUUUUUCCAAAGGGAAUUUUUCUUCCGAAAUAAAAUCAAUUGAAAAUGAUUCGAAUAUUCAAGAAGGACUUCAAGAACCAAGAAAGGAACAAAUGGAAACAUCGAUUAUAAAUGUUAAUUCAAUUUCCGAAGUUGAUUUUUCCAAAGGGAAUUUUUAUCCUCAAGUAGAAUCAAACGAAAAUAUUGAUUUGAACAUCCAAGAAGAGCCAAGUGGAGAAAUGGAAGUAUUAACAAUUAAUUCCGCCAUCGAAGUGGAAUUUCCCAAAGUAAAAUUAUCUUCUCAACUGGACAGAAACAAAAAUAUUGCAUCGAAUAUUCAAGAAAAUUUUCAAGAUCCAAGAAAGCAGGAAAUGGAGACAUCGAUUGUAAAUGUGAAUUCAAUUUCCCAACUGGAGUUUUCCAAAAUAAAUUUCCAUUCCCAAAUGGAAUCGACUGCAAAUACUGAUUCGAAUAUUCAAGAAGCGCUGAAGGAAAAAUCGAAAAUUAAUUCGACACCCGAAUUUGAUUUAAACCAAGAAACCAAUUUUCAUUCUGAAUCCGAUUCGAAGAAAAUUCCUGCUUCGAUUAAUCAGGAAACAGUGAAUGAAAAAUCGUCAAUUAUUGUCUCAAAUUCCAAAUUUGAUUUACAAGAAAAAUUUCAUUUUCUUUCUCAAAAGGAAACAAUUGAUUCGAAUCGGAUUUUAAAUAAUAAUUUAAAUAAUCAAAAGAAAUCGAAAGAAUUGAAAAUUAGAAUAAUAGAAAAGAAGACGAAAAAAAUUUACUUCAAAUGCUACUUUUGUGAUUUGGUAUUUAAAGAACGAAUUUUACAGUAUAAACACGAGGUGAAUUGUCAUAAAAUUCAAAAAGAAGGGGAAAAAUUAUUAAUAAAUAAUCAAAUAGUAAAUAAAGAAAAUGGUGAUUUAGAAUUCGAGGCAAAAGAUAUUGGAAUAGAAUUUUCCUAAGGAAUUUCUUUUUCUUAAGAAAGUAAUUUUUGUGAUAACAAUGUAA